Synchiropus splendidus (mandarinfish) is the source of this 11331-nucleotide messenger RNA. Its product is annotated as deleted in malignant brain tumors 1 protein-like. Gene Ontology annotation, cellular component: membrane. Lineage: Eukaryota; Metazoa; Chordata; Actinopteri; Syngnathiformes; Callionymidae. The coding region runs from base 2974 to 10968 and encodes 2664 amino acids. The record is from RefSeq and is a predicted model, not a curated record. The transcript has 27 exons.
CAGAGUUUUAUCAAUUUUCUCAACAGUAUGGAGGUGUAUUUUUUUUCUCCUGAAUAUGCAUAUGAAUAUGCUCCUGGUUGGACUUUUUGAUGACAGAGCUUUUCGAUGAUCACAUGGUUUGUGAAAUGACAUGUUUACGUGUUAGUAGAUUAAAUACGGUUAUUGACCACAAAUGAAAUCAAGAGUAAUGAAUCAGUUCUAGUACUUGAAUGGGCCCUGGUCCCAUUUGUUCUGGAAAAGGUGGGCACCGAGAUCGAUACGGUCAAGAACCCCUGGACUAUUCGGCCUGAGGCGUGACAGUGCACACAUUCUAUUUUGGCUCCGUCUUGUAGGUUGGAAUAAUUAACGUCGGUUCAAUGAUGUUUUCUCUGUACCGUUGGUUCCUUUCACACCGACACACCCAGGGUGCAUACGUAUUAGGUUUGGACACCAAUGACGACGCGCCGUGCCGACUCAUGACAAUGAAAUCUGAGAUGAAUAGUUUUAUAGAAUUUCAAUUGUCAUCCUGCUCAGCCUGGAACUCCUUCCAGCAUUUUAUCACCGGAGCACAGAACAAUGUCUCGGCGAAGGUUGCCUGACUGGUUCAAGACGUUAGACCACAUACUAGUCAAAUGAAAUAUAAUAAAUAUCAUUUGUGUGAACGCUGGAUGGGCUGGGCAGGUCUCUUACUCAUUGAUCCAGCUCCGCCCAGUCAUUUAAAAAGCACUUCAUCCAAUACAAUCACAUUUGUGUGGCUUCAUCAACAGCAGGUACGUGGCUUCGAUUCUCCCGCUGCUUUUGAACACAUGGUAUGAUUCUCUGUGAGGCGGUUUGUGAGGUUGAAAUAUUAAAAUACAGAGAAACAUGUUUCUAAAGUGUAUGGAAGCCAGUUGCUAUCUGACACAUCAAAUUAACAUUUUUCAGGAGCCUGAAAUGUUUAGUAUAUGACCUUGUUGUUUAAAAGUGGACGUUAUAAUCAUUCAGAGGGGAAAAAAACAUUUUAAAUCACUGAAGCAGUAGAUCUGUAUUUACAGUUUUAAAAAUGCUUUAAAAAUGUUUCGCCAUAGUCUUUGUUUUUUCUUUGAGAUUCUGAUGCGAGUCCUCAUUUCCAAAUAUGCGUUUGGAAUUUUGCCUUGGGUGCCGCUGAAGCCAAAGGUGUUUCUGUACAUUUUUGUUUUUCUUGUCACCUAUAGUCAAUAUUUUUUUCUGUCCCACUAUAUUUUUAUACGGUACUUUAUUAAUGACACAUGUAGAGCGUUCUCUUUAAUUUCUAGUUAUUUUCUGUCGUCUGCUGUUGUUUCUAGUGGGUGUUCGGUGUUAUUCAUUUUAAAAGACAAUUGCAACAAUGCGCAAAGUGAACCAUAAAUAAAUAAAUAAAUAAAUAACAAAACAAUGAUAAUGUCAGUUUUUUGUUUUUUUUUUGCAAAAAAAAUAUUUCAAGUGUGCGCGAAUACACGCACACAAAAAAUAAAUAAGUGCGCAUGGUAAAUGAAAGCACAUCUUCUUUAUGAAGAUAAAUUAAGCACAUCUUCUUUAUGAUGAGUUCCGCAAGUAAUUUCCGGGUGACACUGUAUAGUGAGCGCUUGUUGUUUUGUUACGGGGCUCCUCACACGGCCGGACACUGACAGAUAUUUGCAUGACCCAAGUUUGAGGGGUAAUGGUGGGGAAUGUUUGUGUGUGUAACCAGAGUUGUUCAGCAGCUCAUUAAUACAGUAAAUUAAAACUGCGACUGCAGAGAUAUUAAACAGGGUGUCAGAGUGUUCGAAAUAGCCUAGAGAGCAAUGGAUCGCGCGGUCAGCCAUGUUUAUUUAUGACCACACUGAAUAGUGUUCGGCUGACGGUGCGAUGCGCUCUCGACUUCUUCUUUUUUGUUCUAAUAUACAUUUAAAUCAUCGGCAUUUGGACAUUUAUGAAUCGUUCAUGUCCAAAUUGUGAGCGUUGGCGGCAAUAUUUUUGGGCAAAUAUGAGUGUUUGCCGUCAAAUGUCAAUAAUAUGUGAAUAAAUAAUAAUAAAACUGUGGCGGUGGGAAGGGCGAGUCGGCACAUAUUGGCAGACAUGCUUCUCUCAUGUCACUGCUGACCACUGAUGUGGUCCGGCUGAAAUUCAGAUGCUGGAUCCGGAAGUUAGUAAUGCGCAGGGAUGCUAAUUUUUUUUAUUUUAUUGUUGUUAAAAUAGUCUGAAGUUAGCAUAGUAAUUUGACAUUUGACCGGUGCAAUGCAUUGCUUCUCAUACAUUAUGGAGUGUAUGGGAAACAUUUCACUGUAUAUUUGUUUCACAUAAAUUUAAAAGGAGCAGGAUUGAGCCCCUUUUUCACUUUUGCUGAACAAGGUUCAUGCAGCGAUGGACCAGCUCAGACAGUGACAGAUUAGACUGUGAUAAAGUGACGACAUCAUUGCGUGAUAAACGCUUGCGACAAUGUCACUUCAGUUUCGGUCUAAGUUGCGCAGCGCAUACGCUCCCCAGUAAAUGUAAGUUGGUAGACCUCAGGCAUGCGCGUCAGUACACAGCUGCGGCUCCAAACGUAGCUGACUGAAGUGCGUUGUGAGUCAGCUGUAAAACACAUGUAACUCACUUCCAGAACACUCUCACCUGCUGACAUCACUGGCAGGAAUAAGAAAAGAUCCCUCUGUCUCAACCUCUAUUUAGUUAGAUUUAAAGCAUUCUUUCUUGACAUUGAGGAUGGAAUGCAGCAAUGCACACCACAAACACUGCCAUCUCUACACUCACCAUUAUAGGUGUCGUGUGUGUCAUUGUCCCUUUCGUUCACCAGCCCCCUCCCUCACUUGCAUUACUUGCAAAUUACUCGGAAUGACGCCACACCCGAGUGUUCCAGCUACCGCUACCCAGUUUGACUAUUUGGGAAGAGAUGAAUGCGUCAAUAGCUUUUUCAAACCAGUGUGACUUGAUAGAGAUCCGGGGUGUUCCAAGUAAGGCCAACAGCAAUGUCCCAUUAGAAAAACAUUUUGUUAUUCAGUAUGUUACCAAAUCUUCAUCAUGAUCAUAACAAGUCAUUCCAUCUCUUCUUUCACAGGUUUACAAACAGCGGUAUCAUUGGAUUUUAUUUCUCUGUAUCCUGAAUUGUUUCCUCGAGUCCCUGCAGUUAGGAGCGCCAUGAAGGAGUGUUGGGGAGCAUUGGUGCUCUUCUUGAUACACUCUGUUGCUCCUGUCACAUCCGCCGAAACAGCACUUUAUUCAGUGAGGCUGGUGAAUGGUGAAACCGCCUGUGAAGGCAGAGUGGAGGUCUACAAAGACGGCCAGUGGGGAACCGUGUGUGACGACCACUGGGAUAUGAAAGAAGCUGAUGUGGUUUGCCGCCAAGCAGGCUGUGGCGAGGCAAAGACAGCAGCUAAAUCGGCGCUUUUCGGCAAAGGCAGCGGAGAGAUCUGGCUGCACAAUGUUGAGUGUGCUGGAACAGAGUCUUCCAUAUCAGGCUGUCGACACGGUGUUGGCAAACACAACUGUGACCACAGCAACGAUGCUGGCGUCAGAUGUCAAGGUCCACCCACAGCUGGUGCAGUGAGGCUGGUGAACGGUGAAACCACCUGUGAAGGCAGAGUGGAGGUCUACAAAGACGGCCAGUGGGGAACCGUGUGUGACGACCACUGGGAUAUGAAAGAAGCUGAUGUGGUUUGCCGCCAAGCAGGCUGUGGCAAGGCGAAGACAGCAGCUAAAUCGGCACUUUAUGGUAAAGGCAGCGGAGAGAUCUGGCUGCACAAUGUAGAGUGUGCUGGAACAGAGUCUUCCAUAUCAGGCUGUCGCCACGGUGUUGGCCAACACAACUGUGACCACAGCAAUGAUGCUGGCGUCAGCUGUCAAGGUCCACCCACAGCUGGUGCAAUGAGGCUGGUGAACGGUGAAACCGCCUGUGAAGGCAGAGUGGAGGUCUACAACGACGGCCAGUGGGGAACCGUGUGUGACGACCACUGGGAUAUGAAAGAAGCUGAUGUGGUUUGCCGCCAAGCAGGCUGUGGCAAGGCGAAAAAAGCAGAUAAAUCGGCACGUUUCGGUGAAGGCAGCGGAGAGAUCUGGCUGCACAAUGUAGAGUGUGCUGGAACAGAGUCUUCCAUAUCAAGCUGUCGACACGGUGUUGGCCAACACAACUGUGACCACAGCAACGAUGCUGGCGUCAGCUGUCAAGAUGUUGUCAAACCAGGUCCACCCACAGCUGGUGCAGUGAGGCUGGUGAAUGGUGAAACCGCCUGUGAAGGCAGAGUGGAGGUCUACAAAGACGGCCAGUGGGGAACCGUGUGUGACGACCACUGGGAUAUGAAAGAAGCUGGUGUGGUUUGCCGCCAAGCCGGCUGUGGCAAGGCGAAGACAGCAGCUAAAUCGGCACUUUUCGGCAAAGGCAGCGGAGAGAUCUGGCUGCACAAUGUAGAGUGUGCUGGAAUCGAGUCUUCCAUAUCAGGCUGUCGACACGGUGUUGGCCAACACAACUGUGACCACAGCAACGAUGCUGGCGUCAGAUGUCAAGAACCUGAUCCCCCUGGUACAUUGAGACUGGUGGACGGUAACAAUCGCUGCCAAGGCAGAGUGGAGAUUUUUUUAAAUGGUAAAUGGGGAACCGUAUGCGAUGACAGCUGGUCAAUGGAGGAUGCUCAGGUUGUCUGCCGACAGUUGGGCUGUGGCCCCGCAAUAAGAGCACCAAUUUCCAUGUGGUUUGGUAUGGGAAAAGAGAAUAUUUGGCUGGAUGAAGUUCACUGCCAAGGAACAGAGUCGUCUUUAAUGGAGUGUAAUAAACAGAUGGGAGUUCACGACUGCAAACACACUGAGGACGCCAGUGUUAUUUGCCAAGAUGAGCCAACUCUAGGAAUUACUGAUUUGAGGUUAGCGAACGGCAAAGAUCGAUGUCAAGGCAGAGUGGAGGUCCUCGUCAAUGGUCAAUGGGGAACAGUUUGUGGGAACCACUGGGGACUGGAGCAAGCUAUGGUGAUCUGUCGCCAGUUGAGCUGUGGCAAAGCUGUAUCUGCCCCAACCAAUGCCCAUUUCGGGGAGGGAGAAGGAGAAAUCUGGUUGAGUAAAGUCGAGUGCACAGGUGAAGAGUCGUGUUUGGGCAAAUGUAAAAGUCUACGUACCAAGGAACACAACUGCCAACACAGCGACGAUGCCAGUGUCGUGUGUCAAGGUAAAAGUCUUUGUUUGUACUUCAGCACUGGAAGAGCCUGGUUGGUUGAGCGUCUUUCUUUUUUGAAUGAGAAUGACAAAAGCAAUUUCACUGACUUUUACAACCCUUUUACAGCAAUACCUACCUUAAGUUCAAGUCUCAGGCUGAUGGGUGGAGAAAGAGAGUGCGAAGGUAGAGUGGAGAUCCUAUAUGGGAACUCAUGGGGAACCGUUUGUGAUGACCACUGGGGAAUGAACGAAGCUCAGGUGGUCUGCCGUCAGCUGGGCUGUGGUGAUGCAACAGAAGCACCAAUAUCUGCAUACUUUGGCGGAGGCAAUGGCGUGAUCCUUCUGGAUAACGUCGAGUGCACAGGAGAAGAAUCCGUUUUAACACUGUGCAGACAUUCUCCUGUUGGACACCACAACUGCAAACACAGUGAAGAUGCCAGCGUUGUUUGUGAAGACAAGCCAACCCCAGGAUCAAAGGUGAAACUGGUCGGCGGGAGCCACGAAUGUGAAGGCAGAGUGGAGAUUCAAAACAAAGGCAAAUGGGGAAGUGUUUGCGCUGAUGACUGGGGUCAGAAGGAGGCUGAGGUGGUCUGCAGACAGUUGGGCUGUGGCAAGGCCAAAAGUGAACAAACAUCUGCCCAGUUUGGUGAGAGCUCUGGGUCAAGGGUCAUGGACAACAUCGAGUGUACAGGAAUGGAAACAUCUUUAACACAUUGCAAACACACUGCUGCUGGAAAUGGAAAGUGCCAAGUGGAUAAAGAUGCCGUCGUUGUUUGUGAAGCCAAGUCAACUCCAGAAGCAAAAGUGAGGCUGGUCGGUGGGAGCAACGAAUGCGAAGGCAGGGUGGAGAUCAAAAACGGGAACGCCUGGGGAACGGUUUGUGAUGACGCCUGGGGACUGGCGGACGCGCAGGUGGUCUGUCAACAGUUGGGCUGCGGGAAAGCAAAAGGAGCGCCGACUAAAGCGCAGUUUGGAAAGGGCAGUGGACCAAUCUUGCUGGAUAAUGUUGAGUGCAAGGGCACAGAGUCAUCUUUGACACAAUGUAAACAUCAUGGCAUUGGAAAACACAACUGCAUACAUGAUGAAGACGCCAGCGCCAUUUGUGAAGCUAAGCCUGCACCAGGAUCAAAAGUGAGGCUGGUCGGUGGAAAACAUAAAUGUGAAGGCAGAGUGGAGGUCCAACACAAGGGCAGCUGGGGAACUGUUUGCAACAAAUACUGGGGACUGAAGGAAGCUGCAGUGGUCUGUCAACAGGUCGGCUGUGGAGCUGCAACUAGCGCAGAAACAUCAGCACAGUUUGGACCGAGCUCUGGGUCCAUCAUGCUGGAUGAUAUCGAGUGCUCAGGGGAAGAAUCGGAUUUAACGCAAUGCAAACAUACAGAUGAAGAUAAACACAGCUGUACAAAGGGUGAAGAUGCCAGCGUCACUUGUGAAGUUAAGCCGGCAACAGGAUCAAAAGUGAAGCUGGUUGGAGGAAGGAAUAAAUGUGAAGGCAGAGUGGAGGUCCUGCACGGGGACAGCUGGGGAACUGUCUGUAAGAAGGGCUGGGGACUGAACCAGGCCAAGGUGGUCUGUCGACAGGUGGGCUGUGGAGAGGCUACUAGUUCGGAAACAUCUGCACAGUUCGGCCCGAGCUCUGGAUCAAUCUUGCUGGACAAUAUUGAGUGCUCAGGGGACGAAUUGUCUUUAGCACUUUGCAAAGUGAAGGCUGAGGGAAAACACACCUGCAGCAAGGAUGAAGAUGCCGGAGUCACUUGUGAAGCUAAGCCAGCGCCAGGAUCAAAAGUGAAGCUGGUUGGAGGAAGGAAUAAAUGUGAAGGCAGAGUGGAGGUCCUGCACAAGGACCGCUGGGGAACUGUUUGCAAGAAAUAUUGGGGACUGAACGAGGCCAAGGUGGUCUGUCGACAGGUCGGCUGUGGAGACGCAACUAGUUCUGAAACAUCUGCACAGUUCGGUCCAAGCUCUGGAUCAAUCGUGCUGGACAAUAUUGAGUGCUCAGGGGACGAAUUGUCUUUAGCACUUUGCAAAGUGAAGGAUGAGGGAAAACACACCUGCAGCAAGGAUGAAGAUGCUGGAGUCACUUGUGAAGUUAAGCCGGCAACGGGAUCAAAAGUGAAGCUGGUCGGUGGAAAGAAUAAAUGUGAAGGCAGAGUGGAGGUCCUGCACGGGGACAGCUGGGGAACUGUCUGUAAGAAGGGCUGGGGACUGAACCAGGCCAAGGUGGUCUGUCGACAGGUCGGCUGUGGAGAGGCUACGAGUUCGGAAACAUCUGCACAGUUCGGCCCGAGCUCUGGAUCAAUCUUGCUGGACAAUAUUGAGUGCUCAGGCGACGAAUCAUCUUUAGCACUUUGCAAAGUGAAGGCUGAGGGAAAACACACCUGCAGCAAGGAUGAAGAUGCUGGAGUCACUUGUGAAGUGAAGCCUGCGCCAGGAUCAAAAGUGAAGCUGGUUGGAGGAAAGAAUAAAUGUGAAGGCAGAGUGGAGGUCCUGCACAAGGACCGCUGGGGAACUGUUUGCAAGAAAUAUUGGGGACUGAACGAGGCAAAGGUGGUCUGUCGACAGGUGGGCUGUGGAGACGCAACUAGUUCUGAAACAUCUGUGCAGUUUGGUCCGAGCUCUGGAUCAUUCGUGCUGGAUGAUAUUCAGUGCUCAGGGGACGAAUUGUCUCUAACACACUGCCUACAUAAGGAUGAGGGCAAACACAGGUGCUCCAAGGGUGAAGAUGCCGGAGUCACUUGUGAAGUUAAGCCGGCAACAGGAUCAAAAGUGAAGCUGGUUGGAGGAAGGAAUAAAUGUGAAGGCAGAGUGGAGGUCCUGCACGAGGACAGCUGGGGAACUGUCUGUAAGAAGGGCUGGGGACUGAACCAGGCCAAGGUGGUCUGUCGACAGGUGGGCUGUGGAGAGGCUACUAGUUCGGAAACAUCUGCACAGUUCGGCCCGAGCUCUGGAUCAAUCUUGCUGGACGAUAUUGAGUGCUCAGGGGACGAAUCAUCUUUAGCACUUUGCAAAGUGAAGGCUGAGGGAAAACACACCUGCAACAAGGGUGAAGAUGCCGGAGUCACUUGUGAAGUGAAGCCUGCGCCAGGAUCAAAAGUGAAGCUGGUUGGAGGAAAGAAUAAAUGUGAAGGCAGAGUGGAGGUCCUGCACAAGGACAGCUGGGGAACUGUUUGCAAGAAAGACUGGGGACUGAACGAGGCCAGGGUGGUCUGUCGACAGGUGGGCUGUGGCAAAGCAACCAGCGCUGAAACAUCUGCACAGUUCAGUCCAAGCUCUGGAUCCAUCUUGCUGGACAAAAUUGUCUGCUCAGGCCACGAAUCGUCUUUAUCUCUUUGCAAACUUAAUGAUGAGGGAAAACACAGCUGCUCCAAGGGUGAAGAUGCCGGAGUCACUUGUGAAGAUGAGAUAACCUUAUCCGGAAAUGUGAGGCUGGUGGGAGGCAAACAUGGCUGUGAAGGCCGAGUGGAGCUCCAAUACGGGGACAGUUGGGGAUGCGUUUGUGACGACUUCUGGGGAAUUAAGGACGCUCAGGUGGUCUGUCAACAAGUGGGCUGUGGCGACGCGAUAAGCCCUCAGACUGGAGGACGCUUUGGACAGGGCACUGGAUUGAUCUUGCUGGAUAAUGUGAAUUGCGAGGGAACAGAAUCAUCUUUAGCACAAUGUAAACAUGGUGGCGUUGGAAUCCACAACUGCCGUCUAAAAGAAGCUGCAGGCGUCGUAUGUGGCGUCAAACUAAAUCCAGAAGCCAAAGUGAGGCUGGUGGGAGGUAGCCAUGAAUGCGAAGGCCGAGUGGAGCUCCAAUACGGGAACAGUUGGGGAACAGUUUGCGACGACUUCUGGGGAUUUGAUGACGCUCAGGUGGUGUGUCGACAGUUGGGCUGCGGCGAAGCUGUAAACGCACAGACUGACGGACGCUUCGGACCAGGCACUGGACUGAUCUUGCUGGAUAAUGUCAAAUGUGCUGGGACAGAAUCGUAUUUAGCACAGUGCAAACAUGCCGGUGCUGGAAAAAGCAACUGCCGUCACAAAGAAGAUGCCGGCGUCAUCUGUGGACGCAAACUAGACUUGACCGGAAACAUUAGGCUGGCCGGAGGAAGCAAUGAAUGUGAAGGCCGAGUGGAGCUCCAAUACGGGGACCAGUGGGGAACUGUUUGUGACGACUUCUGGGGUAUUGAGGACGCUCAGGUGGUGUGUCGUCAGUUGGGCUGCGGAGAAGUGAAGACCGCAAAAACUGUAGUAAGCUUUGGUCCUGGCUCUGGUGUCAUCCUGCUGGAUAAUGUCAAAUGUGAAGGAACAGAAUCGUCCUUAACACAAUGUAAACAUGGUGGAGUUGGAAAGCACAACUGCCGUGCCAAAGAAGCUGUUGGCAUCAUAUGUACACCCAAGACAACCCUAACUGGAAACGUGAGGUUGGCGGGGGGCAGCCAUGAAUGUGAAGGCCGAGUCGAGCUCCAAUACGGGGACCAGUGGGGCACUGUUUGUGACGACUUCUGGGGAAUUAAGGACGCCCAGGUGGUGUGUCGUCAGUUGGGCUGUGGAGAAGUGAAGGCCGCAAAAACUGUAGCAAGCUUUGGUCCUGGCUCUGGUGUCAUCCUGCUGGAUAAUGUCAAUUGUGAAGGAACUGAAUCGUCUUUGACGCAAUGCAAACAUGGUGGAGUUGGAAAGCACAACUGCCGUGCCAAAGAAGCUGUUGGCAUCACAUGCACACGUGGAGAUGCAGGAGACCCAGUGAGACUGGUUGGUAUGGACAGCGAAUGUUCUGGCAGAGUGGAGGUUUUCCACGAUAAUCAAUGGGGCACAGUAUGCAAUGACUUCUGGGACAUCAAAGAUGCCAACGUGGUUUGCAGACAGUUGGGCUGUGGCAGUGCUGUAGCCGCAAUAAAGGAAGGGUCAUAUGAAAAAGGCACUGGGCUGAUCUGGUUGGAUAAUGUUCGCUGUCAAGGAGAUGAGAAGACCUUAACCGCAUGUACACAUGCUGGGUUUGGUAAACACAACUGUCGUCACAGAGAAGACGCAGGCGUCAUCUGUGGAGCUAAAUAUUACGUAUCCCAGGAUUCUGAGGUUUCCUGCCAAGCAAGCAUCCUGCAAGUCCGUGUUUCAGCUAAGGAUCUAGAGAGGGCUGGGUUGGACAAAAAUUCUGGUCGCAUGGCUCAGUCCACCUGCAACGCCCAUUCAUUUUCUGGUGAUUUAGUGGUGUAUCAAAUACCGAAGAGGGAAAAUGUUUGUGGAACUACAAUGACGAACAACGGCACACAUUUCAUUUACACAAACGUUCUGGUUUUCAAAUCCAUAAUUGGAUCAGAGGUGCAGAGUAUCCCAUUCUCCUGUGCUUAUCCUCUGAGAGCCAUAACCGCUCUGAAAAUUGCCGCCAGGUCUCUUCCAGAAAACGAUGGCCAAACGGCGGCGGAAGGAAGUCAGCCUAAAGCCGAAAUGCUUGUAUACGAGAACAAAUGCGAGGGUCAGCCCCUCGCCGUCGGCACUGUCAAUUUCAUCCAUGAAAAACAAAUUUGCAUCCAAGUGACUUUGCCUGACAGUGUUCCAGUCCACAGUGGUGUUCUGCAUGAAUUAUAUGCAACUCAUUCUCCAAGCCCAAGUGCUGCUGAGAAGGACUACUACAUUGCCUCUCGGUGUCCAACUGACGGCUGGGACGUGGUGACAAUAAAGAAUGACGGGGUGCGUCAGGUCCAAGUCACCGGAGAGCUAGGAUCCGCUGAUGGAGUUGUGUACAUUCACGGCUUAGUGGGCCUGUGCAACAAAAACAGCCAGCAGUGUGCUCCAGAUUGCAGUGAAGGAGCUGCUCACUCGUCGGAUGACUUACAUGACCUCCCACUCAUCACCUUUGGACCAAUCGAGAUACGGCCCCAAAACCAAAAGUCCUGAUCCACGGAACAACAACAACAACCCACCAUCCAUCUGUUUUCUUCUUAUCGUAUUGGCACUACGCGGUUGUGAGGCACCUCAGCUCCAACGGCAUCAUCUAAGAAGAGAAUGCAUCAUUAAUUGAAACAAAUGUUACGUUCCUAACCAUCAAGGAUAAGAACGUUGUCAUCCGACUAUUUGUGCUGAAAGAAUCCUAGCUUUCUCAAUCACACUGGUUCAGAGCAGUAAUUAAUGAAGCCCUCCGAGUAUCCUAAAUGAAUGUAACCUUGCUACAGUUUGAUUCAUGUUUGAGAAUCUAUAUUUUGAUAUUUAUAUAUGAAUGAAUAUGUUUCCUGAGCUUACGUCUUUAUGUAUUUAUAUUUA